ACUGCCACCGCCGCCAUGUUGGAUCAGGAAGUGGGCAGAGCCGAAGCAGGAAUCCCGAGCGGAGCUUAACGUCAACGGCCGUGUUCAUCCAAUCGGUCGACCGUUUUCACCGUUCUCACCUUUAACAUUAAGCGUACAUGCUGCGUGGCUUUCUGGCUGGUCGAGGUAGGCGCUUUUCUUCGGAUUUGACCGUUUUGCGACACCAGCUAUGGCCUCUCUCAAGCAGAGAACCUCGGGCCUCGUCCAGCGGAAGACCGAGGCCAUUCGCAGCGCCGCCGACAAGGAUAGAGAGUCCGGCGGGGAGGAGGACGAGGCGCGCCGCGGGGAGGAGGAGGAGGACGACGACAAGGGGGACUCGAAGGAAACCAGGCUCACACUGAUGGAGGAGGUGUUGCUCCUGGGCCUCAAGGAUCGAGAGGGCUACACGUCUUUCUGGAAUGACUGCAUUUCCUCCGGUCUUCGUGGGUGUAUGCUGGUGGAGCUGGCGCUCAGAGGGAGGCUACAGCUGGAGGCCUGCGGUGUGAGGAGGAAAAGCCUGCUCUCGAGGAAGGUGAUCUACAAGUCCGAUGCCCCGACGGGAGACGUGCUGCUGGACGAGGCCUUACGGCACAUUAAAGAGACGCAGCCUCCAGAGACGGUGCAGAGCUGGAUAGAGCUGCUGAGUGGAGAGACCUGGAAUCCCCUGAAGCUGCACUACCAGCUGAGGAACGUUCGAGAACGUCUGGCAAAGAACCUGGUGGAGAAAGGAGUCCUCACCACGGAGAAACAGAACUUCCUGCUCUUUGACAUGACCACACAUCCGCUCACCAACAACACCAUUAAACAGCGCCUCGUCAAGAAGGUCCAGGAGUCCGUCCUGGAGAAGUGGGUCAACGAUCCUCACCGCAUGGACAAGCGGAUUCUGGCCCUGAUCCUCCUGGCCCACUCGGCCGACGUCCUCGAGAACGCCUUCGCCCCGCUCCAAGACGACCAGUACGACCUGGCCAUGAAGAGAGUCCACACCCUGCUGGAGCUGGAGCCGGAGAAGGAGAGCACGAAGCCCAACGUCAACGAACUCAUGUGGGCCGUGGUGGCCGCGUUCACUAAAUGAAAACACCCGAUUGGUCGGACUGGAAGAUCUGGCUAUGGUCUGCGUUAUUUAAUUGGUUGAAGGACUUCACUUUAAUGAGACAAUCUGUAUUGGUCGGGGAGCCCGUCUGUACAUCUAUUCCCCGGUGACAUUCUGGUGGCAGUCCGUAUUAACUGCGAUGUGAUGGGUGGCGAGCUUCACGAGUCACGUUCUCUGCUUUCACACAGUGAGGUAUAUUAUCUGCUGCUGCGAGGCCGGACACACGAACACAUUCUGUAAAUGUUAGAUGGCAUCAAAGAACAAGAGCAGGUGGCAGCAGUGCUCAUGGUGAAUAUGAAGAUUUCUGACGGGGGCCAAGUUUCCCUUCCACACUACGGAAGCAUCACGACCACAUCACUAAAGACGAGACCAGAAUCAAAUCCUGGUCUCGUCUCCGCUCUCUCCCACACGCUUAUGCAAAGGAUAAAGGAUAAAGUCCCGCCGACGCUCUUUGCACUCCACCGAUUCGUUGGGAGGACACGCUUUAGGUUACCGCUAGAAUAGACGACCUGAAUGUUCUCGUUAAAUUCUCUCCUCGCGUCCUCCUCGCCGCAUCGUGAGGAGGCCGCGAGGACACGACUAACCGCUGCGUCAUUCAGAGGGAGCCGGGAGAUUUGGCCGUCGUAGACUCUGACCUACAUGAAGAAUGAAACCUCGAGUCUAACAAAGGGUCCAUUCUGUGUUUACUAUAGAACGAGACGAGUCUUCCAUUUCUAUUUAUGUUGCUAAUCGACAUUUAUCAACUAUUUUGCACAGUCAGUCCUGUAGGAUCGUAUUUCUAGGGAUUAUUCUGGGGUUGAAUAACACACUUGAGCACAUGAGAUUACAAAUCAUGACCUUUAGCAACCGUGGUUAAAAAAAACAAAAAAAAAAGAACUUAUUUUGUCUACAGCUGAUCUUCAUGAAUACUUUAAAAUCAUUCCUCUGGACGUUUAAAAAAAAGCUUCUGCUCAUAUUUUUAAGAGAUAAAUAUCGCUGUGAACGGCCUUCACGAGAUUUACAGAGAUCAUCAGCGGCUGCUUGGAGAAGUUCGCCAGACGGGAUAGUUUCAUUUGAGUUAAAGGGUCGAUUCACCCAAAUUAUUAUUAUUAUUUUUCUUUUUUUAAACAAAUGUCCUCACUUAACACGUGUGGUGUCUCGCCAUGGAGGUUUUAUUUCAGUUUGGAAACAUGUCUCGGACAUCUUUACUUUUAUCUUAAUACAAGGCGGUAAAUGGAUCGGCAGUACAACGUCCAGACGCAGCAUCUCUGUUUGCACUAAAGACGAGCGUCCCUGUGACAUCUCGCUCUGCGCAUUCAUGACCAACAGAGGGGAGCGAGACGAUGCGUUUUGUAAUUUGGGUGAAGCGACCCUUUUUUAAAGUGUCCCUCUUGCAAUAUAUUUAAUCUCAGUUUGUAUGUCAUGUCAUAAGUAGAUGUUAUAUUGUUUCAUACAUGCAGGUGAUGGGGAGGGUUACUUGGGCCCCGGAUGAAUCCUUACAGGUUGAACAUGAACAUGCUGAAGUGCAGAUCUUGGGGGGAAUAAAACUGUUUCAAUAUAAAAUCGUGAUCAUCUGGUCUAAUGAGGGCGAUCUGAAGUUACAUCACAUCUUGUUUCAUGGCAUACUUAUAUUUCUGUUUUGUUUUUUCUACCAACAAAAUACCGACGGGUGCGAACAACUGUUGAGAUCGAUUUACAGCAAAGAGACCAUGCAUGCUAUUGGUGGAGGGCUGGGGUACUUGUGAUGUAACUGCAGAGGAAAGGCUUGUUUGUAAUUAUUAGUCAUUUUAUGUGUACGAUCUAAUGGAAUUCAAUGAAAGGGAUCUUCUCUCCUAUCCUCUAUAAUUCUGUAUGCUUUUGUAUUACCACACAAAAUAAAGUAAGGAUCCUUUAAGUGCCUGAAUUUA
This is a messenger RNA of Cottoperca gobio, 2994 nucleotides long. RefSeq names its product Golgi phosphoprotein 3-like. The record is from RefSeq and is a predicted model, not a curated record. Gene Ontology annotation, molecular function: phosphatidylinositol-4-phosphate binding. Gene Ontology annotation, biological process: Golgi to plasma membrane protein transport; Golgi organization; Golgi vesicle budding. Bases 209 to 1090 code for a protein of 293 amino acids. NCBI's taxonomy places the organism in Eukaryota, Metazoa, Chordata, Actinopteri, Perciformes, Bovichtidae. Gene Ontology annotation, cellular component: cytosol; trans-Golgi network; Golgi cisterna. The transcript is spliced from 5 exons.